AACCAAAAAUUCAAUUUUAUGUAACUACAACUGAAAUUGAAACAAAAACCAAAAAUGUCUAAGAUACCAAUUUUAAUAAAUAAUUUCUGUAAAAGAAACAUUUCUGUAACAGCGACUAGAGAAGGUAAAAGGAAUUUUAGAAAAUUUGUGAUACCAAACAAGAGAGGUUCUGUACUUCACAAAAAAAAACAAAUGACCGAGGAUAGGGAAUUUGAAAUCGACAAACGAGGAGUUAGAGAUAUUGGCUAUAACUUAAACGGACGUUUUGUCAUAGUACCUGAAAUGAUUCCAGAAAUUAUCGUACCAAACUUAAAAGAUUUUGAUUUGAAACCAUAUGUUUCAUACAAAGCCGCUGAUGUCAUUCAAAGUGAAUUUACACCUUCUCAACUAUUCGAUGCUGUGUACAGUAAGAAAAUUGUUACCGAUUUUAAACAAGGAAAAUUAGAUGAGGAAGGUAAUCCAAUAGAACCGUCUGAAGAGGAGUCAUUGAAGCCCGAGGAAGCCAUUAUUCGUGCAAAACAAACUGGCUCAGAUAUAUUUUAAUUUAAUAAUAACAAAUUAGUCUUGGUAGUGUAGUAUAGAUUUAAGAAUUAAGAAAAUUAAAAACAUUUCCUCUGUGAUUCAGUGACAGUAAAAUUAUGUCAGUUAAUCAAAAACAGACCUUAAAUAAAUAGAUAUAUACAGGCAGUGGA
Messenger RNA from Bombyx mori (domestic silkworm), 692 nucleotides. It is a transcript of the gene mRpL41, whose product is annotated as 39S ribosomal protein L41, mitochondrial. The record is from RefSeq and is marked provisional. NCBI's taxonomy places the organism in Eukaryota, Metazoa, Arthropoda, Insecta, Lepidoptera, Bombycidae. Gene Ontology annotation, biological process: translation. Gene Ontology annotation, cellular component: mitochondrial large ribosomal subunit. Gene Ontology annotation, molecular function: structural constituent of ribosome.